GGCAUCGCAUUCGGUUACUGUCCAUCGGCAGCUGAUCCUCCAAAGGCUAUCUAUCAACUAUGAAGUGCCUCGUCGCUAUCCUCCUCGUGGCUCUCGUAGCCGUCGCCAUGGCGGUGGAGAAGACGCCCGAGGCUGAGAAGGCACCGCAGCCUGCCGAAACCGCCAGGGACAAGAGAGGCCUCGCGUAUUCGCCGUAUUAUUCGCCGUAUGCGUACGCCGCCCCGUAUGCGUACUCACCUUACGCAUAUAACGCGUAUAACGCUUACAACUUGCCGUACAGCUACUCUCCGUACGCCUACCAUGGCUACCACCCCUAUUACCGUUACAACUAUCCAUAUUACAACACCCCUUACUACUAGUUUGAAGCAUCGAAAUGCAACGGUGACUCGAGAAGACGAAAAUUUCAUGGAAGCCUCAUUACCUCAAGGAAACCUCACGGAAGAUGUUUUGCUCACGCAUUGUAAUCCAAUCGAUUCCAAAACUCUUGGUGACCGCAGAUCUGUUCGUAUCUGACUUCUUUGACUGUCGAUUUCUUUUUUCUAUGCUUAUUGUAAUAAUAAAAUUAUGCUACAUAUGAAA
Molecule: messenger RNA, 579 nt
Organism: Vollenhovia emeryi
Lineage: Eukaryota; Metazoa; Arthropoda; Insecta; Hymenoptera; Formicidae
Exons: 2
Coding region: 60-359 (99 amino acids)
Source: RefSeq, a predicted model, not a curated record